This is a messenger RNA of Solanum stenotomum, 1853 nucleotides long. RefSeq lists its product as uncharacterized. The transcript is spliced from 8 exons. Lineage: Eukaryota; Viridiplantae; Streptophyta; Magnoliopsida; Solanales; Solanaceae. The coding region runs from base 409 to 870 and encodes 153 amino acids. The record is from RefSeq and is a predicted model, not a curated record.
AUACGAUGGAAAUUUAUUGACUCCUUUCAUCAAAAUUUUCCACGAAUUACGGAGCAGGAAGUGGACAAGAAACUUGAUGAAGAUUUUGCAUCAUGGUUCACAAGAUAUGCUCGGGUCCACAUAGAUAAUCAGUUCAUCAAGGCGCUUGCAGAAGGUCCAUGUCGAUCAGCGAAACCAUACACUGGUUAUAAUGUCAACGACUUUAAAUUUCACACUAAAGGUCACAGUUUUUCUAGAGCAUCUGAUAACAGUGGUGUUUGCAUAAAAGGAACCAAUUAUAGUGCAGACGACAAUGACUACUAUGGUGUGCUUACUGAAAUUCUUGAAUUGGAGUACAAGGGGAGUACACUGAUCAAAAGAACAGUUUUAUUUAAAUGUGAUUGGUUUGAUCCCACACCAAAUGCAGGAAUGAAGAUUCGCCUGCAAUAUAAACUUGUGGAUAUCAACCAUAAAAGGAAAUUGAAGAAAUAUGGCACCAAGGGGGGUGGACGAAGCAGAUAUUCUGGAGAAAGAACAUCAGAUCCAGUGACAUCUCCUCUAAUGUCUAGUUUCACACCUGAUCGAGCACCAUCAUUGCCUGAAGUGCUGACACCAAUUAUGCCGGAUUCAGUUGUUGUCAACAUAUCGGUACCAUCUUCAUCUGUGGGGAUAGAAACACCUAGAAAUGACAUUGUAUCUACAACUUCGUCAAAUACAACUGAUGAUAUCCGCACCCGAAUUGAAAUCGUCCUGGGACAUUUGGAGCCAAGUAACGAUAUAUCUCGGGCGAUCACAAAAAUCUUUAAGGAAAAAUUGGAUCUCGAAGGAUAUGAUUGGAAGUCACUUACACCAGAGAUUAAGGACUUCUACUGGGAGGAGUUUAAGAAGUGAUUCCAUUGGAAUAUGACAACUGAAGGUUCCAUAGAGGAUUAUUUUAUGAAAAAAUAUUCAAUACAAUACAAGGGUAUGCUAUGUGAAGCAAGAUCCUCUAAGGAGAAACGAAAAAAUAUCCCAAAAUCUGUUUGGGAGAGCUGGAAGCCUCACUAUGAUACUGAGAAUUUUAAGGCUAAAUUUGCAUAAUCUUCCAAAAAUCGACUAAGUGAGAAAUGUGGUGAAAGAUCUGCUCCCUCGCGCCAUACUAGAGGCUCCUGGACUCACUGAGAGCAUGCAAGACAACUGGCGACUGUUCUUGGACGGCCACCUCAUCCACACGAACUUUUGAAGAAGACACAUACCAAAAGAAACGAUGAGUUUGUGGAUCUGAAGUAUAAGAGCACAUAUGAUGCUGUAAUGUCUAAGAUCACAUCUGCAUCUCAGCUUGUAGAUGAAUUUGGCGAGUAUCCGACAGUAGAUUUUUCAAAGAUUUACAUGGAUGAAGUGGGUGGGGUUAAGAAGGCAUGUAUAUAUGGUCUUGGUUCUCAAGUUGUUUCUAUGAGAACGUUGGUUCAUCAUCUGCUUCAACUUCUCAACCUCAAGAUUGUAGUUUUGAUGCUCGAGUGAAGGAAUACGUUCAAGAAAUGAAGGAGGAGAUGAAACAUGAGAUGAGAGAAUAGAUACGACAUGAAUUGCGUGAAGAAGUGAAAAACGAAAUGCAGCUAGAAAUGCAAGAGUAAGUUGAUAAGAUUCUCCAAGAACGUUUGCCCAUCCUCAUAGCUGGGCUGCCUAAACCACCCCCUGGUACACUGCCUGCUAGUACACCUCCAACUGGUACGCCACAUUAGCUUAGACAUGACCCAUCAUCAAAUAAUGAUAUGAGUCAUUUAAAAUUUCCAAACUAUUGUAGGCAUAUCUUUCAUUGUUUGUUUCUGUAUUUGGAUUUGUUUUGAACUCUUCAUCUUAGCUUUUGCAUUGUUUUAGUCGAGUUAUAAUUUAUC